This is a messenger RNA of Sorex araneus (European shrew), 2510 nucleotides long. RefSeq names its product phosphodiesterase 6G (gene PDE6G). The transcript is spliced from 4 exons. Gene Ontology annotation, cellular component: photoreceptor outer segment membrane. Gene Ontology annotation, molecular function: cGMP binding; 3',5'-cyclic-nucleotide phosphodiesterase activity. The record is from RefSeq and is a predicted model, not a curated record. Gene Ontology annotation, biological process: positive regulation of G protein-coupled receptor signaling pathway; positive regulation of epidermal growth factor receptor signaling pathway; visual perception. Bases 1962 to 2330 code for a protein of 122 amino acids. Lineage: Eukaryota; Metazoa; Chordata; Mammalia; Eulipotyphla; Soricidae.
GUGGGCGCGCUGCUGUACCCGGAAUAAACCCGCUCCCCGGAGCACGGCGCCGCGUCCGCCUGGUCUGUGCCCAGCGGCCCCCCUUCCCAGGCCUUGACCCCAGCUCUGCCCAGAGGUCAGCCCCGCCCUCCCUGCUGCUGGCCGGGUGCACAUGCUGGGACGGUGGCCUCCAGUCCCAGGCUGGCCAGCUCCGGGCCCGAGCCGUUGGCCCUAGAACCAGCAUCCUGUCACCCGCUGUGUUCCCAAAGCACUCCGUCCUGGGCCGGAGCCCUAGGACAGCGGGGAGGGCACUUGCCUUGCACAUGACUGACCCAGGUGUGAUCUCCGGAACCCUCCAUGGUCCUCCGAGCCCCUCCAGGAGUGGUUCCCCAGCGCAGACCCAGGAAAAAGUCCUGAGCAUCUCCACGUGUAGCCCCAAAAAUCAAAUCAGAGGGCUCCCAUCUCCUCUCCCAAGUUGAAACUCAGGCCCGAGGUGCCAUGUGAGUUCCUGCUGCAUCUUAGGAAGGGCUGUCAUUGGGGGUGGCUUGGCAGGGCAGGGGACUGGCAGGAGCCCCCAGCAGCGCACAGCCUGCAGGGCAGGGGCUUGGCCAGCUGGAGGCCCCGCCUCCACCCACCGGCCAGAAAGCAGCUUCAGCUUUCUGGCCAUUUGUGACCUGGCUCUUGGCAAGAAAGCCGCCGGCUAGUAUAAGCUGAGUGUGCCCCUCCGGACAUCUGGUCACACAGUGCUCAACCCCAUUGGACAGGAAGAUGCACUCUGGUGACCCAAGCUUAUGCCCAGCAAAUGGUUUCUAACAGAGGCGGCUCUAGGGCUGAAGGACCUUUGUGCCAGCUGCUGGGUGUAACCCCAAACCAACACAAAACGUGGGCUGGGGAAGAUUUGGUGUCUUCAAAACUGCACUGUGGGCCCGAGAGAUGGACAAAAUAAAGCACUGGCCUUGCUCUUGGCUGACCCUGCGCCACACAGUGUCGUGAGCCGACACUGCCAGGUGUGGCCAUACCUUUCCUCAGAAGAAACACAGCUACCUAGUGCAGGAAUUUUUUUUUAAGGCUUUGGGAGGCCCACACCUGGCUGUGCUGAGGACUCAGUCCUGGCAGAGCGUGGGGCCUGACCCGGCCCGGCGGCCUGCAGGCCCUACCUGCUUGCUGUACUGUGCGUCCAGCCCUGGUGCAGGGCUUUCUGCGUGGCAUCUCGGCCGUGCAUGAGAAACUCUGGCUCCCAAAUGGCUGUGUGGGCACCGAGGGCCAGCCUCUGGGGUCAGUAGAUGCUGGGCUGCAGCUUGGGUGCGUGGGCAGUGCCCUUCUGUGUGGGCUACAGUGCUGUCCACUCGUGUUCUGGCUGUGCAGCCCCAUCACCUGGACAGUGUGCACGACCGGGCAUGACGUCAGAAGUCAUGGGGUGGGGGUGGGGAGCCCGGGGCGGCACCGUGUCCAGUGCUGUCCCAGCAUUUACCUACGAGCAUCCCAGUUGCCAAGGCCUGUCCCAAAGGGUUCAGCGUCUUAAUGUAUGCCAAUGUAAGCCUGUGCCUGCAGCGUGCAUGUAGACGUGUGUGUGGCAUAUGCCUGCAGCGUGCAUCGUAGAUGUGGCCAUGUGUGCCAGCAGUGUAUGUGUACGUGGGUGUAUCUGCACCUGUGGUGUGUCACAUGUCCGUGUACGUAUGUAUGUGGGCAUGUAUACCUGUGUGGCUGCAGGUGUGUGUAUGUGGGCGUGCAUGUGCCUGUGCCAGCACAUGCGCAUAUGUGGGUGGGCGUGUCUUAUUACGCAUGUGUGGUCGUGUGGCCUACGGUAUGGAUAGGUGGGAAUGCGUGAGUGUACCUGCAGCAUGUAUGUGUGUGUAGGCAAAUGUCUCUGUGGAUACAUGUGUGCCUGUGGCAUGCUUGGGAAGGCGUGUCUGCAGUGUACGUGUGCAUCUGUGUGUGCAGGUGUGUGGGCACGUCUCCCCUCACCCUGGGCCUGACUGCAGAUGACUGCACAUAAGCCGCUUACCCUGCUCAGGAUACGUUUCAGCUGCCCCAGGAGAACCAGCUGGUGCCUAGUGAUACCCGCCCAGGUGAACUGCUCCAGCACUGCGAACAUGGAGCCACCCAAGGCUGAGAUCCGGUCGGCCACCCGGGUGGUUGGGGGGCCCGUCACCCCCAGGAAAGGGCCUCCCAAGUUCAAGCAGCGGCAGACCAGGCAGUUCAAGAGCAAGCCUCCCAAGAAAGGAGUCCAGGGGUUCGGGGACGACAUCCCUGGAAUGGAAGGCCUGGGGACAGACAUCACGGUCAUCUGCCCCUGGGAGGCCUUCAACCACCUGGAGCUGCACGAGCUGGCACAGUACGGGAUCAUCUAGGCGCCACCCACGCGCCACUGGACCCCCGCUCGGGGUGACAGGAGCGGGGCCAGCCCCUUCCAAAGCCCACUCGCUGUCUCCUUGAAAAUAAAUUUCUGGGGCUGGAGCGAUAGCACAGCGGGUAGGGCGUUUGCCUUGCACGCGGCCAACCCGGGUUCGAAUCCCAGCAUCCCAUAUGGU